This is a messenger RNA of Octopus bimaculoides (California two-spot octopus), 953 nucleotides long. RefSeq lists its product as uncharacterized. The record is from RefSeq and is a predicted model, not a curated record. Gene Ontology annotation, molecular function: calmodulin binding. NCBI's taxonomy places the organism in Eukaryota, Metazoa, Mollusca, Cephalopoda, Octopoda, Octopodidae.
CCUAAAAGAGAAAGCAAAACUUCCUUGCAAGCUGAGGUACCAGCUGCUCCAUCAUCUCAAAGGGAAAGCAAAACUUCCUUGCAAGCUGAGGUACCUCCUGCCCAGUCACCUAAAAGAGAAAGCAAAACUUCUUUGCAAGCUGAGGUACCAGGUACUCCAUCAUCUCAAAGAGGAAGCAAAGCUUCCUUGCAAGCUGAGGUACCUCCUGCCCAGUCACCUAAAAGAGAAAGCAAAACUUCAUUGCAAGCUGAAGCAGAUGCCGCCCCAACAUCUCAGAGAGAAAGUAAAACUUCAUUGCAAGCUGAAGUACCUCCUGCCCAGUCACCUCAAAGAACAAGCAAAACUUCCUUGCGAGGUGAGACACCUCCUGCCCAAUCACCUCAAAGAACAAGCAAGACUUCCUUGCGAGGUGAAACACCUCCUGCCCAGUCACCUCAAAGAACAAGCAAAACUUCCUUGCGAGAUGAAACACCUGCAUCACCUAAGGCAGGAAGCAAAACUUCUGUGCAGGCUGAAACACCACCUCCUGCUCAACUAUCUCAAAGAGAAAGCAAAUCUUCCUUACCGAGUAAAACACCUCCUGCUCAGAUGUCUCCAAGACCAAGCCAAGGUUCCUUACCAGCGGAACCACCGGCCACUCAAGAACCCACACAAGAUGAAGCACGUGUAUCUGAAACAGGAAGCAAAGCAUCUAUUCAGUGUCCAACUGCUGAUACAGCAGAAGAUCCUGAAUCUCAGCUGGAAGCCAGUGCAGCAGAAGUGAAUGCAGAAGAAGUUCAAGAAACUGAAGGUGAUGCUGAAAAUGUAGAACAAGUUGCAGAGGCCCCAACUGAGGAACCAGCCCCUGAAUAAUGUUGACCGAUUCUGAACAUGUAAAUCACAGCAGUAUGAUAGAAGUUGAAACCAGAGAACAAAACGGAAAAAAAAAAAGGAGAAACUUAUUACUGUUGUUA